Messenger RNA from Manis pentadactyla (Chinese pangolin), 6418 nucleotides. It is a transcript of the gene RNF24, whose product is annotated as ring finger protein 24. Gene Ontology annotation, cellular component: endomembrane system. Gene Ontology annotation, molecular function: ubiquitin protein ligase activity; zinc ion binding. The transcript is spliced from 7 exons. The coding region runs from base 265 to 711 and encodes 148 amino acids. The record is from RefSeq and is a predicted model, not a curated record. NCBI's taxonomy places the organism in Eukaryota, Metazoa, Chordata, Mammalia, Pholidota, Manidae.
GCCGAGCGCAGUCGGCCGCCGCCACCUCAGACGCGCUCUGUCCCAGCAGACUCCUGCAGCCUGCCGCCCGCCGCCCGGCGCUGACGGUCCAGCACGCCUGCCGCCGCUGCAGCCGGCGCGCCCGAGUAACUGCCUUAUCGCUUAUCUAGUUUUUCCAUGCAUCUACAUGAGGCUGAAUAUUACAAGAGAACUUGAGAUUAGGACAAAAAAUCUGAAGUGGACUGUCAGCAUUACUCAAGAAAGCUAUCAGAUUCCUAUUCAUCCAUGAGCUCGGAUUUCCCACAUUACAACUUCAGGAUGCCUAAUAUUGGGUUCCAGAAUCUGCCUCUCAACAUAUACAUUGUGGUUUUUGGCACUGCUAUAUUUGUCUUCAUCCUUAGUUUACUCUUCUGUUGCUACUUGAUUAGGCUAAGACAUCAAGCACACAAAGAAUUUUAUGCCUACAAACAGGUUAUAUUAAAAGAGAAAGUAAAAGAACUGAAUUUACAUGAGCUCUGUGCAGUGUGUCUAGAAGACUUCAAGCCUCGAGAUGAGUUGGGAAUUUGUCCGUGUAAGCACGCCUUCCACAGAAAGUGCCUUAUUAAGUGGCUGGAGGUUCGGAAAGUGUGUCCACUGUGCAACAUGCCGGUCCUGCAGCUGGCUCAGCUGCACAGUAAGCAGGACCGUGGACCCCCACAGGGGCCCCUGCCUGGGGCUGAGAACAUUGUAUAGCUCACCAAAAGGAUCAAACUGCUGCAGGAGCCGAUAUCCACGCGGAGCCAAGAGUACGAGCUGUCUCUGUGUUGGCUGCUCUACCUGGGACACCAGCUGCCACUUCCUUUGCCUCAUGAAGAACUCGGGCCGGCUAAGCUGGGAACCCUGACCUUCUGGGUCUUGUAACAACCAGAGCUCGCUGACACUACCCUACACCAAGAGGAGAGGAGUGGCUGAGCCUGCAGGUUUGGUUCAAGAAACUUUAUGAGGGUCUCUUGCUAACUCCAUUACACUGUCUCCCAGACACUUAUCUCCAUGCCAAGGUGAAUCUUUAUCAGCAGAAGGGAAGAUGAACACAGGCAUUAGAGAAGGGGACUGAGGGCAGGUCUGUACAGCCAGCCCCCUGCCAUGUGGACAGACCGGCCCCUGUGCAGCCAGCGCAUGCCUUCCAGCAGCAAACCCUCACGGCAGCCGGAGCCAAGUCAAACCAGCAGUUACCUCAGCUGAAGCACGACCGGGUGCCGGUGGUUGGUGAGGCAGUGCCCACGGGGCUCUUCACGUUAUGCUCCUUGGAUAAGACCAUCUUGGAGCCAAGGGCUUUGGUUACAACAGAGUGGCAGUGCCCUUUACCAGCCCCGUCUCCUCAAGUUCACAGUCCUUGCUAAUCAAAUCAUCUGAGCUAAAAACAUUAGAUGUGCUUGGAAAGGUCUGGGCAGGAGCUAUUUCCUCUUACUUCCUCCUCCUCCUCAGCAGUGCCACGUGGCCAGGCUGCCCAAAGGAGCCCCAGCAGGGGUUGGGCCUCUUUCACACGCUGUCCCUGUGAGCAAGGGGGCCUCAGGGUGCUACCACGCCUACACACACAUUGCUGCUGGUCCUGGCCCGCUGCCUCAGUCGCGAGCCCUGGCCAGCUCGAAAGGAGCAGGUUUCUGUGAAUGGCCAGCCUUCCCUGCUCCUUCCUUCCUCUGCUGUCUUCCCUUUCUUGCCCUCUCUGUCUCUACUUAAGAGAAAAUGCCCAUCCUGACUUUUUAGCAGUUUAAACCGUCCCAACUAAGAUCCCUAUGUAAUUCUGAAGCUGGAGAUCCACUUGAAGUUGUAAAUAGUUUCAGGAAGCUCCUGCAGGGCCGUCACCCGUUGGUGUGUGCCUCAGUAUUCAGACCUGCGGUAACUAACUGAAAGUGUCUUUUCAGAAAAGAAAUGCAUGCUGCUCUUUGGCUCUGUCUGUCCAGCUUUUCUAGAAAUGACUCAGAGUCCAUUAGGAUUCGUGAAUAUUGUAUAACUUAGCUGCGUGAAGCAGCUUUGGGUCAGAUAGUAAGUUCUGUUCUUCAGCCCUGCUCUCCACCUCCUCCUGUCUUAGGGAGACUCAACAGCUUUGCCUCUGCUCCAUCCCACAGGUAUGAGGGCGGGCAGUUUCUCAGUGAAAAAUAUGAUCUGCAAGGUGUGGAGAGGAUGGAGGGCACUCUGCUACUUUUACAUGGCAUGUGUCCAGGGAUUUCUUCUGGAGUCCAUUCUCUCUGUACAAUGGGAGGGGGAACCUGUGUCCUUGGCUCAGGUGGCUGGAGUCAGACGAGGAGGAAAAUUCCCAUUAGCCUAGAAAAGUGUUGGGCAGAAUCCAGUUUGGAAAAUUACAAAUCCAGUUGGUCACAAAUGGCUGUUUCCUAUGUGUGUGCCCCAUUCGUGCUAUGCCAACUGGACUGCUGCUAAAACGGCAAGGGAAGUGUGGGGUAUUUUUACAUGAAGCCUUAGCCCAAAUGGCACCCAUGAGAACCAUUUGUCCACCCCCACCCUAUCUCUGUUUUCUGUAGUUGAAUGCUGUAGAGCACCAUUUACAGUGAAAUGUUUUCAGUGACCAAUGUCAGGGUAGGCUUGCUUUGGGACUAGCCUCACUAAUGGCCAUCACCCACCAUUUUCCAGGGAAUGGCCUUGGGAUGAAUGUCUCCUUGUUGUUACAGGGUCCCAGUAGGAGAAAGAGCAUUCCCCUCAGAGGAGGAAUUCUAGUACUCUACACAACAAAUGGGUGCAGCUCACAGCUUGUUACAGCCUUUCAGUCGCAGCCCUUUCCUUUUCCUGUAUGUUGGUAUUAAGGAGACAGCCUCCCCAAGCCCCUGUAUUUGGAGGGAGACAACUUAAUCCAUCUCACUGUCACAGCAAGUUGAAGUGGUUGGUGUGUGGCGCUGGGCCUGAGGCACCACGCUUAAAGUUCCAGCCUUAGGGGAAAGCUGGCAAAUGCGAUGCCCUUUCCACAGGGGACCAUUGUGGUUUAUUUGCCCUGUGAGGUGCUCUCAGAUGACCCCAGCACUUGUAAGCGUGGGGUCUUUGUAAAACGCACCUCUGCCCUUAAGUCAUCUUCCCUUCAGUGGCUCAGUGUCCUGCUGCAGGUGACCAGUAGUUGCAGUGGCUCUGAGCAGCACCACCUGAAUGCCCUUCCUCCCAUUGGGGCCCUCCUCAGACCCCGGUGCUGCUCUGCUGUAACUGCAAAUGGCCAGGCUUUCAUUUGUCUUCCUUUAAUUCUGAUUAAAAUCAGUUUUGUGUGAAGGAAGAGUUUAAAUCUCCAUCUAGACUUUUCUUUAAACCUUAUCUUGGCUUAGGCUCACCUCUCAGUGACCACCCUGUCCACAGCUAUCACCUAGUUGUUGGUGACCUUUUGUUAAUCUGUAGACACAUGGGGACACUAGUCUGCUCGUGGGCCAUGGGCUGGUGACAUGGCAACUUUCUUUACUUGGUCAUACUGUGUCUUAGGCAGCUCAGAGGUUGGGUGUUUGUGUGCUGUUGGUUAGUGGAGCAGAACUCAGCCCCAGCUGGACUUGGAGGGUGGCUGAAUCAUUGUCGUCAUUGCUAGGAGUACAGCUGAAUGCAGCUGCUUUAGCAACAGGGAAAACCAGCCUGACUUGAUUCCUGAUUGAACAGGCAUAAGACGACACUAGUCAUCUGCUGCUUUUCUUUGCCACAGUGUGAUUUGGUUAGGCCUGUCCCUGGCAGGUAAGGGCCUUUUUUGCCUGUGCUCAGACAGGUAACAGGACAAGAGAGAAACGGCCAGAUGGGAGCAGGUAGCCCAUGGGGAAGUCUGGGCUGAGGAACACAAGACCUCUCACCGUUCUUGAGAAGGGCUGACACAUGAAAAUCCUUUUCCCAGUACCAAGCCCCUCAGAUCCAUCAGAGGAAUGACUUUGAGCCAUCCCUUCGCACUGCUCCACUCCAAACCCUGUCAUCUCCAUGGCCUAUUACUCCCCCUCUGCUGUGCUACUGUGAACUGCGGUUUAUUUUUCUGAGGCUUCCUACAGAUUAGGAAAUGCACACAGGGAGCCAUCCCCAGAGCUCGGGGCAGAAGUGUCAGAGUGCUUUCAGUCACCCUCUUGCCACUCACCAGUCAGAUGCCUUUCUGCAGGCUAGCCUCCCUGGGCCUGUUUCCUUCUCAACACCCAGCAGCUGUAGUUAAGUGUCCUUACCGACCCCUGAGGACCAGCCACCAUGUCCAAGCCUGGAGUCAUGGAAGCCACUGCUACAUGGUAACAUCACACAGGUUGCUUGGGGCUCCUCUGUUGUCCCAUAGAAAGACUGGCCAUUACUGAGGUGGAGGGGCCUCUCCAGGGCGCCUGGCUCUCCCCCUUUACCCUAUCGUCCCUAGUCACCACCUCCACCUUUGCCCGUGGUGUUGUUGCUCAGUGCUGAAUGUUGCUUCAACUUUCUGAAUUGGUAAUUCCUUCACAGUUCACAAAUUGGAACAGUUUAAAGUCUCCUUGAAUCCCUGACCUCCAGCAAGCCCAACUUCUCACCCCUUGAGCACCCACACUUAGUUUAUUCCUAUAUAUCCUUCCAGAGAUCACUUACACAUAUACAGGUGAACAUGUGUAUAGAUGUGUACAUAUAUAUACUUUUUUUUUACUCAUGUGAUACUGUACAAGUAUAAUCAGGAGCAUUCCUAUUCUGUGGGAAGAGCCAUCCCAGAAGUCAGCAUUGUCUGUAAAAAGUGAGCCCAGAACUGGGAUGUUUCUGCCAUCACUUUCCUUCUGAAUGAGGCAUUUUAUUGAUUGCAGCAUACUAGAAUCCUGGUUUUCUAUACAAAUCUGGAAGUACAAUCCCUUCUUGACCCUUCUCAUGGAUGCCCAGAUAGUAGGUGCACAACCAGUCUGCAGACUUUCUGACCUGCAGCAGGACACUCGAGAAGGCUCUGCAGCCAAGAGCACCAGUGCGUUCUUCUUGCCCAGGUCCAGCAGCCUCUGCAGGGGCCCUGCCCGGCCCCCGUCACUCCACCAGUUCCAACUGAGGCUUAGAGUCCAGCAGCCAAGUCUGCCUACAUCAGUCAUGGUCUCUUAAGCCAGCUCCCGGGUUUCUGAGGCAGGAGUCUGAGACAUAGCAGCAGCUGAAGGCCUGAAGCGUCCAUCUAUUGUGUGGGGCAGGUGUUGCUAAGCAGUAGUUUCCUCAGGAUUAACCAGAUACCCCACAAAGCCCCUGAGUACAUGGAUCCGCUCCCUUCGCCUCCCCACUGUAUGCACACACUGAAAGAUGCUUCCCACAGAAUUUCCCUGCUAGCCCAGCAUUUUUUUCCCAUUCGACAACAGAAAUUACCCCACCAGUAAUCUUAAAGAAAAAAUUUUAUUCCAUUAUUGCCCCUACAGAAGGUAAAACUUAAGGCUGAUUCCUCCAGGUGGCGGCACUGGAGGAAGGGGCAUGGACUCUGCUUCUCGGUCCUUGCCCAUGUCCUGGUGUCCAGCCAACCUGGGCUGCUCCCAGAUUGCAAAUGCAACUGGCCCCCCCAGCCUGAACCCUGAAUAGGAACUCUGUGUGAACCACCACCCUUCUGUCCUUAUCCAUCCCUGGCCCUGGGUUAGUGUCUUUCACAUGAGCCAUGAUGAAUUUGAGUAAAGGGCAUGAACAUGUCUAAAUUCAUGAUGUCCAAAUUCUUGUGAAACACAGUAACUGGAAAAUGCUGGGUCAUGGUCCUUUAGUUUAAAGGAUCCCAUGAGCCAUGGAAUGUGCUUCCAUUUGAGGGGAACUGAGGAAAUGAGGAAAUGUUCAGUAAAGCUGUCAUUUUCCCAGUUCAGCUUUAGAGCCCAGACUUUUGCAAGAUCGGAAUAGUUUUAUUCUUUUAGACCAAGCAGCAGCGCUUGGCUCACCAGUCCAGUGCUCACUUCUGUGGCUGCCAGGUCAGGGAGAACAUCCUCCCUGCUCCAGGGACAUGUGCCUAGAACACGGGCCCUACCUGGGUCACAGGAUUUGUCUUUAUUUUGCUGAAGCUCCUUCCAGCUCCCUGUGCCAGUACAAGCCUGGAGGGCCUGUGUCUUGGGCCAGCUGUAUACCCUCCCUCCAUCUGCCCCUUCUCUUCUAGGCUGCACUAAUGAGGGUGGGCAGGUGGGACAGUGUUAGUCCCUUGGGUGACAGCCAGGUCUUCCAAUAGUGUUCCCAUCAUCUCUGGGUCUCCUGACAGAUCACUGCCAGGAAGGGGAGUAGUUUAUAGUCUUGUAGUUUAGCCCACUGGGGUCAUUAACUCCCUUAAAAAAAAGGUUUAUGAAAUGCUGAAGCUCAGAUUUCAUAGACAUGUUUGUACACUAAGAAUUCUGCAGCAGAAUAUUUUUAAACAUUCGCAGUUUUUUGUAAGCUAUAUUUUUGUAUAUUUAAUUGCUAUUUUAAAUUUUUAAUGCAUUUUUUUGCUAAUUACUCCCAUUUAAAAAAUAAAACAUGCAUGUAAUUGACUGAAACAAAUGUAAAUAAAAAGCAGAUUUGGAAAAUA